AUGUUGGUCAAUGUACGGCUCCAGCCUUACCGGCUUGUUGUGUUCCUGGGCGUCUUCAUCUUAGUUACAAUUGCUCUCUACGGUCUCUCAGGUCGCUCGUGGUUGAUCUCACCCGCCGGUGCUGAAUAUGACAGGACGGCUGGAUUAUCUGGAGCUGUGAGCCACGAUGGCUCGAACACAGAACUGCUCGAAGCUGACCAAUUUGCCUGGCCGUUCGAGUAUAGCACGGUAUCGAAUCAGUCAUUGUUCUGCGAGGAACGCUUUGGACUCGGCUAUCUCGACAACUUCAGCCAACGGUCUGCUGAAUACUGUACCGCUGAAUCGGCCUCGCGCAUGACUUGUUUCAGUAGCAUCACCGAGACCAAGACCCGACGCAAAGAUGCCUUCUGCAUCGCCGGUCCCGCCACCUUCGACCUCGACCAACACAACGGCUUGCCGCGGUUCAUCAACCUCCCAGGUUACUGGUACUCCACGGGUCCAAAGUACAUUUUCAGCACCGCCGUGAGCUUUGCCACUAUGCAGGGCGCGACCCCUUCGAGUACCAUCCAGGCUUCUCCAGUGACCAUCGUCCUCAAGCGGGAAGACGAGUACAAAAACAUCUGGCACGCCCUGCUGGAGAUCUUCGCUACCUUCAUGACCUUGGACAUCCUCCGCAUGGCACACAAUCCAGCCACGAAGGCUCCCUUUAUUCAACCUUCCGACUUCUCUAACACCCAGGUGCUCCUUCUAGAUCAUCUCCCCGACGGCCCAUACUCUGAGCUAUGGCAUCUCUUUGCCCAGAAGCCGAUCCUCAGGCUGAGCGACAUCACAAGCUCUUUCCCACUUGAGCCAGGAAACAUUAUGGUGCCUUUGGCGGGUGGAGGAAACCCCUUUUGGCAGGGGGACUGGAACCUGCUCGACUGUACCGACUCCCCUCUGCUGCGCGCAUUCUCGCGGCGGGUGUUGAGUUAUUACCAAAUCCAUGACCCCCCCAAACAGCCUGACGACCCGCUUGUCAUCACCUACAUCGAUCGCACGACUAAACGGCGGCUGGUCGACCAAGCCCGCCUGCUCGAUGCCUUGCGUCUCCGCCACCCCACCAUUCAGCUCAACGUGGUGGACUUCGCGCAACUGCCCUUCGCCCAGCAGCUCGCCGUCGACCGGUCGACUGAUAUCCUUGUCGGCGUGCACGGCGCGGGGUUGACACAUGGCAUGUUCCUCCCGCGGGGCUCGGCCCUCGUCGAGAUCCUGCCCUUCGGGCUCAAGCAUAAAGGCUUCCUCAACAUGGCGGCCAUGCUGGGCCACGCACAUUUCAGCGCCGAAUCAGUCGAUGACCGUACCCAAACCAGCGCCCGCGGUGACUGGCAAGCUGACGACGUAUAUAUCCCACAGGGGGCAUUUCUGGAGCUGGUUGAGCAAGCCAUAAGGAAGAAGAUGGAGUCGUGA
Messenger RNA from Cladophialophora bantiana CBS 173.52, 1425 nucleotides. RefSeq lists its product as uncharacterized. Gene Ontology annotation, molecular function: protein N-acetylglucosaminyltransferase activity. The transcript has 2 exons. Gene Ontology annotation, cellular component: endoplasmic reticulum lumen. Bases 1 to 1425 code for a protein of 474 amino acids. The record is from RefSeq and is a predicted model, not a curated record. NCBI's taxonomy places the organism in Eukaryota, Fungi, Ascomycota, Eurotiomycetes, Chaetothyriales, Herpotrichiellaceae.